AUGAAGGCCGGAGUUCUUGCAGUCGCGGCUGCAAUUGCAGGUGGUGUUAAUGCUAGAGACCUCGGAAGAAGACAUGGUCAUCAAGAAUUCCAUGAGAGAGGAUUGUUAGCUACCCCAGCAUCAUCGUCGGAGUCAUGUGGUUGUACAACUGUUUGGUCUACCGUCACUGGUGAACCUCAAUUAUACUUCCCACCAGCUCCAACCGCUGCUUCUGUUGCUUCUAGCUCAGCCGCACCACCAGCACCAUCAACAUCUGCUGAUGCGUGCUCCGAUAAGUGCAAUACUCAGUAUAACACUUGUAGAAGUGCUCCAGAUGCAAACCGAUCCACUUGUGCUUCCAACUAUGCAUCAUGCCUUGGAUAUUCUCCGUUUGAUAGCAAUGGAUCACUUGUCGCCCCAACUGCGUGUUCCUCAGUAGCAUCGACACCAGCAGCUUCUGCUCCAGGCUCAUCGGCACCAGCACCAUCAACAUCUGCUGAUGCGUGCUCCGAUAAGUGCAACACUCAGUACAACACCUGUAGAAGUGCUCCAGAUGCAAACCGAUCCACUUGUGCUUCCAACUAUGCAUCAUGCCUCGGAUAUUCUCCAUUUGAUAGCAACGGAUCACUUAUCGCCCCAACGGCCUGCUCCUCGUCAGCAACAUCAUCGGCAACAUCUGCUCAAGGCGUUUCAUCUGUACCAGCAGCUUCUGUCCCAGGCUCAUCGGCACCAGCACCAUCUGCCCCAGCACCAUCUGCCCCAGCACCAUCUGCCCCAGCACCAUCUGCUCCAGCAGCUUCUGCUCCAGGCUCAUCAGCUCCAGCCACUUCCAAGGGAGUAUCAACAGCUCCUACUGCCCCAGCUUCAACUGCCCCAGCCGUUGUCCCUACUCCUUUGGCAACCACGUGCCCAACUCCAGGUGUCUACACCAUUCCAGCCACCACUGUGACUUUGACUGAGUCCACCACUGUCUGUGGUGCUACAUCAACUGGUCUUCCAUCUGCAGGAACUUACACCGUUGGAGGUGUUACCACUGUCGUGACCACCGCCACAACAGUUGUAUGCCCAUACGCUGCUGUCUCAACUUCAGAAGGUGUUGUUACAAGCACCAUCUUGACAACCACCUAUGUAUGCCCAUCCGCAGGAACAUAUACCAUCAAUCCAUUAACUACCACCGUUACCGAGCCCGCUGUUUGGGUUUACCCAACUCCUGCUUCCUAUGCUCCAGGAACCUACACACAACCUGAAGUUGUUACCACAAUCACCGAAACUAAUGUGGUUGUUUUCUGCCCUUACUCUUCAUCAUACUCCACAAUUGUUGAUGCCACAUUACCAGCUGGUACACCUGCCCAAGCUACUUCUGCUCCAGCCCCAGUUACGACUUCUGUCGUAGUACCAGUUGCAACACCAAGCUCUAGCUCAGUCUAUGUUGCUCCUUCUUCAAGCGCUGCAUCCGUUGCUCCAUCAUCAAGCGCUGUAUCCGUUGUCCCAUCAUCUUCCGCAGUUUCAUCUUCCGUAGUUGCAUCUUCCGUUGCAUCUCCAUCUGCCUCCUCCACUUCCGCCUCUUCCGGAAACGGAGGUAGUGUAGGAAGCACUGGAAAGCAAUGGGCUAUGACUUACUCCCCAUACCAAGAUUCUGGAUCUUGCAAGACUGCUGCCGAAGUUUCCGUUGAUGUAGCACUCAUUGCCUCUAAGGGAUUCACAGCCAUCCGUAUCUACAGCACCGAUUGCUCCGGACUCGAGAACGUCGGUAACGCUGCUAAGCUUGCUGGUAUCAAAAUGAUCGUUGGUAUCUUCAUUAGCGAGACCGGAUGUUCUGGAGCAGCCGAUCAAGUCACUGAACUUAUUGCAUGGGGACAAUGGUCUCUCGUUGAGCUUAUCGUUGUCGGUAACGAAGCCGUCUUUGGUGGUCACACUACCGCUUCUGAACUCGCCGCAUUCAUCAGCUCCUCCCGAUCGUCCUUCGCAAGUGCUGGAUACACUGGUCAAAUUACCACCACCGAGCCCCUCAACAUCUGGCAAGAAAACACUAGUGUCCUCUGUUCCGCCGUCGACAUCACUGGUGCUAACCUUCACCCAUUCUUCAACGCUGAAGUCACUGCCGAAAAUGCUGGUAAAUUCGCUCUUUCUCAACUCGAGCUUGCCGAUGCUAUCUGCCCUGGUCUUACUGCCAUUAACCUCGAGUGUGGAUGGCCUUCCGCCGGUACCUGUAAUGGAGCUGCUUGCCCGGGUGUAGAAGAGCAAAAGACUGCCGUCUCUAGUAUCAUUGAGUCGUGUGGUGGACGUGCCGCCAUCUUCUCCUACACCAACGAUCUCUGGAAACAACCAGGUGGAUUUGGCUGUGAGCAAAGUUGGGGUUCCAUCCAUCUUUUCUAG
Messenger RNA from Botrytis byssoidea, 2355 nucleotides. RefSeq lists its product as uncharacterized. The coding region runs from base 1 to 2355 and encodes 784 amino acids. Gene Ontology annotation, biological process: cell wall organization. Gene Ontology annotation, cellular component: cell surface; extracellular region; fungal-type cell wall. Gene Ontology annotation, molecular function: 1,3-beta-glucanosyltransferase activity; glucan endo-1,3-beta-D-glucosidase activity. The transcript is spliced from 2 exons. The record is from RefSeq and is a predicted model, not a curated record. Lineage: Eukaryota; Fungi; Ascomycota; Leotiomycetes; Helotiales; Sclerotiniaceae.